AUGCCCAGAACAUCAGGUUCCAGCGCUUCUAGCUCCAGCGGCCGAGGCCGUGGUUGGGGCCGAGUCCGCAGAGCUUGGGGAGGACAUACUUUCAUACGUAGGAAUACCCGGAACUCAUCUUCUCAAUCUGGCUCCUCAGUACAUUCGAGUCCCAAUGCUUGCAAUCUGCCUCGUCAAUACUCAGCUACGCCCGAACCACCCAUUUCCCAUGAAGAACAAAAUCCUCGAAGUAGCAGCGAGCCUGUCCAGCAUGAAGUUGUCAUGGCUAUGGACAUUAAGGACGAUUUCACGAUCGGGUGUGCAUACUUUUCCACUACAGAUGGAAUUCUUCAAGUUUCAGAAGACAUUUCUGCAGCUUCCUUGGACAUCGCUGAGCAGUUCCUCACCCAUGCUCAGCCGAAUAGUCUCCUUAUGUCGGCAAGAGCACCUGCGAGUUUUCGGGAUCAUCUUGAGAAACUCGUUAACCCAGGAGGCAAGGGCAUCAUUCUUCGAGGCUUGCAGUCUUCCGAAUUCUCGAUUGAUACGGCACACGAGCGGCUUGUGGGUUUGAACUCUCAAGCCUUAUCAUCUACCGGCAUCAUAUUCUCGACUGGCAUGGAAGAUGAUGCAGACGAAGAACCUGUACCAGGACAUCCACUGCCCGAAUCAUGUGCCUUCCGGUCACUUCGAUAUGGAGGGUCUAUAAACAUGAACAGUCCUGUCUCAGUAGGAUGUGCUGGCGCCUUACUGGGUGAUAUCCUUCAUCGAAGGUCUGCUGGCUUUCUACCUGACGGGCAGGUAGCCGGUGUUCUAUUCCGUGUUACUGACAUCCGCAUGUUCUCACUCUCGUCCUAUAUUCAAGCAUUAGGGUCAAAUACAAAUCAAAGUAAUGCAAAAGAGAGUCUUUCGGUCUAUGGCCUUUUUCAAAAUCUGGCUUCUACACCACAGGGCCGUACACAUUUGCGUCGAAUAUUUCUCCGACCCCUGUUAAACAUCAACAUAAUUUCAGAAAGGCAAAGGUCCAUUGCAGCAUUACUGCAACCUGAAAAUGCCGAUAAACUGCCACAACUGGCCUCGACUCUCCGCAAGAUCCGGAACUUGCAUACUACGUUCGCGCAGCUCCGCAAAGGUAUCGAGUUUCCUUCUGCUGGGCAGUCUUUUGAUAAGGGAGUAUGGGGAACUAUUCACAAAUUCACCACUCACGCUCUGACACUCAGAGAACUAAUAGCAUCAAUUAAUGGUGGCUCUGAUGUGGUUCUGUUCAAACAAGUAAUUGACGAUAUACAGCCGCCUAGCCUGGUGGCUGUUAAAGAAAUAAUCGAUAAAACAAUCGACUUUGAACAAUCCAAGGCACGCCAUCGAUCCUCAGUAAAGGCUGGGAUCGAUCCCAAACUAGACGAACUAAAAAGACAAUACGACGGCAUGGACAGUUUCUUGACAGAAGUCAUCAACCACGUGCACCGCGAACUACCGGACUGGGCGCGCAAAUAUGUGCAAUCAUGCAUUUUCUUACCUCAAAUCGGUUUCCUCACAGUAGUGGAAUCAAACCCUGCCACGGGGAAUGGGCAUUAUGAGGGAGAAGGUACCACACUUGAAGCAUGGGAGAAACUGUUCAAUGCAGACGGUGCAUCAUGCUACAAGAACAGCUACAUGCGAGAGUUGGAUGAAGAAUAUGGAGACAUGUACUGCCAAAUCGGAGAUCGAGAAGUGGAAAUUAUACAUGGACUCGUCAGCAAAGUGUUGAAAUAUGAAGAGCUUUUGCUUUCCGCAUCAGACAUGUGCGGCGAGUUCGAUGCAAUACUUGCGCUUGCUCUUGGCGCUGAAAAGUACAACUGGCGGGGACCGCAGGUCGUGGAAGCAAGUGUCAUCCAUAUCGAAGAAGGUCGUCACCCUUUACAGGAGCUUGUUGUGCCGGCUUUCGUCCCAAACUCCUGCCACCUUGUUGCAGGGUCACCAAGCGUAUCAGGAGUGCAAGAUGGCUCGCCCCAGGCUGUAAUCCUCACCGGCCCAAACCACUCUGGAAAGAGUGUGUAUCUGAAACAAACGGCUAUUAUAGUUUACCUUGCCCACAUCGGCAGUUUUGUACCAGCCACUCAGGCCGUUAUUGGGCUUACUGAGAGUAUCCUCACCUGCAUUUCACCUCGAGAAAGUAUGUCUGGGGGCGAAAGUGCAUUUGCCAGGGACAUGAAACAAGCCGCUUUAUCGAUGAAGACUUCUUCGCCAAGAAGUCUCAUCCUCGUCGACGAAUUUGGAAAAGGAACAAACGGAGACGACGGUGCUGCAUUACUGGCUGCACUGCUAGACCACUACCUAUCACUCGGAUCCGACUGUCCUCGUCUUCUGGCUGCCACACACUUCCAUGAGGUAUUCGAGAAUAGUUAUCUGGAACACCAUAGCAGCUUCAGAAUUGCGCAUAUGAACGUCAGACUGGAACGGGAGGCAUCGCUUGUGGAUGACCAAGUCAUUUACCUGUUCAACCUCGAGUAUGGCCACAAUGCUUCCAGCUAUGGAGGUAGGUGUGCAGCUCUGAAUGGCGUGCCGAGUCCAGUUGUCGACCGUGCUGAGAACGUUUCCCAACUGCUUGCUCGUAAUGAAGACUUGGGUGCGGUUUGUGCUCGUCUAUCUCCAACAGAUGAGGGCGUUUUAGAGAAAGCAGAGGUGACGGCGCGGAUUUUCCUAGGCCAAUCAUUCGAUUGUGAGGGUGAAGUUGAACCAGGAGAGGCGGAAGAAAAUGUCAGAGAUUCUGUCAGGGAUAUACUGGAAGCCAUGCUUUCACCAAAUAUUUGA
Messenger RNA from Fusarium poae, 2766 nucleotides. RefSeq lists its product as uncharacterized. The transcript is spliced from 6 exons. The record is from RefSeq and is a predicted model, not a curated record. The coding region runs from base 1 to 2766 and encodes 921 amino acids. Gene Ontology annotation, biological process: mismatch repair; chiasma assembly. Gene Ontology annotation, molecular function: ATP binding; ATP-dependent DNA damage sensor activity; mismatched DNA binding. Lineage: Eukaryota; Fungi; Ascomycota; Sordariomycetes; Hypocreales; Nectriaceae. Gene Ontology annotation, cellular component: nucleus.